AAAAUAAAAUAAAAAAAACAAAAAAACCAAAAAAAUUCCAAUGUUAGAGGAACCAGUGUGAAACACAUUUAAGUUUCGUUCGUUUUUAUGUUUCUGUUAUCUUGAUUCAUUCAUUGAUUGAUUCAUCCAUGGCGUCUUUUCAUUGCAGUCGACGUCUUUUCUCGAUCUCUUCCUUUAAAUCAGCUUUCAGAGUCAGACCCACCACCACCACAAACCAUUCUCCUCACCGUCAAUUCUCACCCCUUUUCAUCAGAACCAAUGUAUACCAGCUAGGAAGUGUGCAAUCACUUUUGCCUCUACAUAGUACAGUGGCCAGUUCUAGAAUGGUAUCAUAUCUUAGCAUUGAUUCAAGGAAUUGUCAAGCUGUUUCACAGGUUACCCUAUCUUGCAACCAUCCUGGACCCUAGCUUUUCUUUCUAUCAAUUCUUGUCUAUUUCCUUGUAAAAUCUCAGAGGAAAAUUAGAUUUUUUUUUUUUGUUCAUGAGGUUUUCACAACUCCAAUAACAUGUACAUGUCAUUGGAAGAGAAAACAAACAAUGAUGUUGAUUUAGGGAUCAGUUGUGUGUGAAGUUUGUGUAUUAGUAUAAUGAGUUUAGCCUCAAUUCUAUUUAUUUACUUACUACUUCAUAAACCAUAUGCUCAAAUAGAUUGAUUUUACUUUGGACAUCCUCAUUUUGAAUCUUUCAUCUUAUGUAUUCCCUUUAAUGUAUUGGUGUCUUAAUUAUUCAACUAGACAUUGUCACCUCAAUGUAGAAGCUUCAUUCUCAAGUUGAGUGAACUAAUGUGUAUUUUUGAACUGAAAUUUAAUUCCACAAUGCU
Messenger RNA from Trifolium pratense (red clover), 819 nucleotides. Its product is annotated as protein NONRESPONDING TO OXYLIPINS 2, mitochondrial-like. The record is from RefSeq and is a predicted model, not a curated record. The transcript is spliced from 2 exons. NCBI's taxonomy places the organism in Eukaryota, Viridiplantae, Streptophyta, Magnoliopsida, Fabales, Fabaceae. The coding region runs from base 129 to 407 and encodes 92 amino acids.